GAUUUGGAAUUCUAUAAAACAAUGAGUAGUGAAAUUGAUAUACAUGUUCGCAUCCAUUACCAAAAAGAGGAGGAAACGCUACGGCAGCUCCUCAAAUUGGAAGAAUUGUUUAGGGAACACUUGGCACUUACCAAACGUGAAAUGCUGCUACAGAAAGAUAUGGUGAACCGUUUGUGGGUUUUGUCUCAACGUUAUGUUAUUCUAAUAAGCACAACAGGUUGUUGUAAACACCCAGAAGUAUAUUCUGGUCCUACGGAAGACAUUUUGCUACGUGAAUACUCCGAUAAACUUAAUCUUUUGCGUACAUCCAAUUGUCGCAUAUCGGAUUCCCUAAGAAAACUUCGGCAGCAAUGUAUUCUAUUUAAUUCACUACACAGUCUUCUAGAUUUAACGAUGGAAACACCAUUCAUAAUUGGCGACACAUUCCACAAACCAAUAGCAUAUUUUGUUGAGCUGGUGGACGAUUUAUUUAAAUAUUUACACGCACUGAGUGUAAAACUAAAAUACUUGAGCCAUCAGUUAGAACCUGUGGAUUUAUUGGUGCUUGAAGAAUACAAAGCAGCGUUAGAGCCAUCUGAAGACUUCGAUGAAUACUUACUUGUUGGGCUAAGUUAUUGCAAAUGUUUACGGCCAAAGCAAGUCUGUCAGUGAGAUGAAAUCAAUCACGACUAAAUUUACAUUAAAUGUUAGUAACUUGUGAUAUUUUUGUUCCUCAUAAUCCACAUAGCUUUCGAUUUGGAAUGUAAACAAAACACUUCUAGUUAAAUAAAACUUAAUCCUGGAUUCUAUAUUCAAGAAAGUAAACUACGUUUUUACUACUCAAAAACUUGUUUAUUCAUUGUUCCGCUUUCAGUAAUUACAAUCAGAUGAAUCAAAGUUGCAUAGUACCAUGUCUGCAAUUGAAAACAAAACAAAAUUGAUUACACGAAAUUUAGCAAAAUAUGCAGUUGAACUUACCACGCAAAAUGGAUAAACAGGCUUUUCUCCCAGCGCUUAUGCCUAACUAGCGAAGUCUCCUGGCUUCACGUUCAGAUUCAAGCAGGGUAAGAAUAUCACCUUCACGGACUGGUCCCUUAACGUUGCGGAUAAUUUGACGGUUUUGUUCACCGAUGAAUUCAAC
Zeugodacus cucurbitae (melon fly) is the source of this 1120-nucleotide messenger RNA. RefSeq lists its product as uncharacterized. Bases 22 to 651 code for a protein of 209 amino acids. The record is from RefSeq and is a predicted model, not a curated record. The transcript is spliced from 2 exons. NCBI's taxonomy places the organism in Eukaryota, Metazoa, Arthropoda, Insecta, Diptera, Tephritidae.